AUGCCGCAGCCUCUGACACUGUCUCUCCCCGUGUGGCUCCAGGAGCUCCGCUCCCCUGCAAGGCAGACGCACUCGCUGGCUCGGGAGCUCCCGAGGAGAGGGCUGCUGGCCAAGCUGGGCGCGAACGCCAUCCUGGCAGUGAGCAUGUGCAUCGCGCGGGCCGGCGCGCAGGCCUUUGGCCUGGAGCUCUACGAGUACGUCGGCGAACUCAAGGAUGGUGGCUUCGACGCCACGGCUGUGGACGUGGCGCGAGCCAGGUCCAAGAAGUAUAAGAUGCCCGUGCCGAUGAUGAACGUCAUCAACGGCGGCGAGCAUGCGGGCAACAAGCUUCCCAUGCAGGAGUUCAUGAUCGCGCCCGUGGGCGCCAAGUCGUUCAAGGAGGCCCUGCAGAUUGGGUCGGAGGUUUACCAUUCGCUCAAAGGCGUGAUCGUCAAGAAGUACGGCAAGGACGCGGCCGCCGUGGGCGACGAGGGCGGCUUCGCACCGAACAUCCAGGACAACGACGAAGGGCUGCAGGCACUGAUGGAGGCCAUCCAGGACGCAGGGCAUGCUGGCAAGGUGAAGCUUGCCAUCGACGUGGCAGCUUCUGAGUUUUAUGUCAGCGACGACAAGACCUACAACUUGGGUUUCAAGCUCGACCAGCAGGACCCGUCCCUCGUCAAGUCGAAGGCCGAGAUGAUGGAGUGGUACGACGGCAUUGUGAGCAAGUACCCCAUCGUCUCCAUCGAGGACCCCUUCGACCAGGAAGACCAUUGGGAUGCGUACACGGAGAUGGUCGAGAUGAUGGGCGAGAAGGUGCAGAUCGUCGGGGACGACCUGCUCGUGACGAACCCAAAGCGCAUCGCAUACUGCAAGGAACACAAGGCGGCGAACGCCCUGCUGCUCAAGGUGAACCAGAUCGGCUCCAUUACCGAGGCCAUCACCGCCAGCAUGGACAGCGUGGCGGAAGGCUGGGGUGUGAUGGUGUCCCAUCGCAGCGGCGAGACCGAGGACACGUUCAUCGCGGACCUGUGCGUCGGGCUCGGCACGGGGCAGAUUAAGACCGGGGCGCCGUGCCGCUCGGAGCGUGUCGCGAAGUACAACCAGCUGCUGCGCAUCGAGGACCGACGGAGCCUUGGCAAGCGGGCGUACUACGCCGGCGACAAGUUCCGGGAGUCGUGA
Prorocentrum cordatum is the source of this 1161-nucleotide messenger RNA. Lineage: Eukaryota; Dinophyceae; Prorocentrales; Prorocentraceae. The record is from the annotation of a GenBank genome assembly.